Messenger RNA from Cylicocyclus nassatus, 861 nucleotides. Lineage: Eukaryota; Metazoa; Nematoda; Chromadorea; Rhabditida; Strongylidae. The record is from the annotation of a GenBank genome assembly.
AUGGCAGACGUCAAUGGAAAGUCACGAAGGAGACGAGGUCACAGCGGCGCUCCAACACCCACGAGGGAGGCUAGACUCCCAGGAAGCACUAUAACAACUUCCAAGAAUUUGCUCAAUGGCACAGCCGUGACCAUUUCUGAUGCGUUCGUCACAUCUGGGAAGGGAAGCAAGGGAACGGCAGGAAAGACCCAAGGCACAACUAACCGGCCAAUGAUGGCCUUGCCGACUGACUUCAUCAUUGCCGUGAUUGUGACUAUAGUGGUUUUGGGGCUGUUGUUCUGGGUACUCGUGCUUAUGUGGGAGCGAAGACGGAGGACACAAAAAUGGGAGGACUACAAGAAAUACGAGCAGGAGCGUCGGGAAUACAAGCGUCAGGAAGGGAGACUCCAUAUGCCGACUGAGUUGCAAAGGAAGAAUAGGUUUGAUAAAUAUGCGAGAAUUUAUGCGAGAGAGAAAGAUAAAGUGAACGGAGCUUCCAAAGAAAAAGAUAAAGCUGAUAAACCUUUCAAAGAGGCCAAAACGCCUGAGAAAAAAGGCAGCCGAGAUGAAGACCGACUUCAAAAAGGUUCACGUUCUAAAGAAGGGGGCUCUCGCCAUUCGAAAGAAAAUGAGUCCAAACAGCCAUUGGAAAAGCGGGAAGAAAGCGCAGAACCUGCUGAUGUAAAGGAAAUAGAGCUAGCCAUCAAGGGUGGAAAGAUGUCAUUAGCAAGUUUCGAAAAAGACAUGCCCGAGAAAAUUAAAGGAGAAAUAGCAUCAAUGACAGCGAAUGAAGAAGAAGCGCCUGGUAAAAGAGAAGAAAUGCCUGAGAAAAAACCGGGAGACUCUCAAGACAAAUGGUUACAUGAAGAUUACUUGUUUUAA